Messenger RNA from Oryza sativa Japonica Group (Japanese rice), 1800 nucleotides. RefSeq lists its product as uncharacterized. Gene Ontology annotation, biological process: regulation of DNA damage checkpoint. Gene Ontology annotation, cellular component: nucleus. The record is from RefSeq and is a predicted model, not a curated record. Lineage: Eukaryota; Viridiplantae; Streptophyta; Magnoliopsida; Poales; Poaceae. Gene Ontology annotation, molecular function: protein binding; DNA binding.
UCCCGCCACACUCUCGCCUCGCCGCAAAACUUCCCGCCAUUUCCUUUCACGUCGUUCCAUCGCCAAAAAGCAGCCGCCUCCCUCUCUCUCUCUCCCAAUCCACGCGUCCCCUUUUCCCGUCCCUUCCCUUCCUCCCAAAGCUUCCACAAGAAUCCACCCACUUCAACAAUGGCGUCGCCGCCGGACGCCGCCCUCACCGACUACGAGCGCCUCCGGGAGGAGAACAUCCGCCGCAACGACGCCAUCCUCGCCUCCCUCCGCCGCAAGGCCUCCGAGCUCUCCGCCGCCAUCCAGUCCUCCUCCUCGUCGAAGCGCCCCAAGAAGCAGCCGCCGCCGCCGCGCGCGACCCCGAUCCCCGUCGUCCUCCGCCGCUCCCUCCGCACCAGGGGCCUCCCCCCCUCCACCUCCACCUCUUCCUCCUCCGCCGCCUCCCCGCCCGCGCCCGAGUCCCCUCCGGAGGCGCCCUGCAGCACCCGGCUCUCCUCCUCCCUCGCCUCCGCCAUCCUCGCGGCCGCGUCCGCCUCGCCAGCCGCGCCGCCUCCCGUCCGUGACGACGGCUUCGAUGCCGGGGCGGAGCUGGUGCUGAGGCCCUCGCACGUGAGGAGGGUGGUGCCGGACAGGAUACUGUCGGUGCGGGUCCUGCCGCUGGUGGACCGGACCGUGGUGGCGGCGGGGAACAAGCUGGGGAACGUUGGGUUCUGGGACGUGGACGGCGGCGCCGUGGCGGGUGCAGAUGGGGUGUUCGAGUAUUUGCCUCACAGGGGCCCUGUGGGGGCAAUCGUCUCACACCCAGCUACGCCGCAGAAGAUUUACAGCUGUUGCUAUGAGGGUGAAAUUUGUCUUAUGGACCUUGAGAAAGAGAACUUUAAUAUGAUCUAUCUGACUGACUAUCCUAUUUUCUCACUUUGUCAAGCGCCAAAUAGCCCCAGCUCUCUAUAUCUUGCUGAAGGAAAUGAUCUGAAACUUUUUGAUGAGAGGAUGGGUAAGGUGUCAGCCACAUGGAAUUUACAUGAUAAUAGAAUCAACUCAAUAGAUUUUCAUCCAGAGAACACAUAUAUGCUUGCCACAAGUUCAACGGAUGGAACUGCUUGUAUGUGGGAUUUGAGAAACAUGAAAGAGAAGGAACCAGAGAGCUUGAAGGUCCUUGAACAUGGGAGAUCUGUUCAGUCUGCUUAUUUUUCACCUAGUGGCCGCAUGGUUGCAACUACAAGCCUGGAUGAUACUGUCCGAAUUUUUAGUGUGGAUGACUUCGGCAACUCGAGCAUAAUGAAGCACAAUAACAAGACCGGGAGAUGGCUUUCUACUUUCAAGGCAAUCUGGGGCUGGAAUGACACUGACCUGUUUAUUGGAAACAUGGCGCGGGCAAUAGAUAUCAUUUUGGUUGAUCUGAAUGGCAGUAGCCUCUUAGCUAUGAACAACGCACGUCUCGAGAGCGAACACAUGACGGCCAUUCCGGGCCGGUUCUCUGCACACCCAUAUAAAGUUGGCCAUCUUGCUUGUGCAAGCUCUGGUGGCAAGGUGUUUCUUUGGACCAGAGCAUGAAGCAGCAAGAUCUCCAGUGGCUGGUUCUUUUGACCCAGCUCUUGGUAAGGUGUUAAUUUUGACGGUUGCAACACCUAAGCCUUGUUUCAUGACCCCUCAUGAUGAAAUGUAUAAUAGUAGUAGUUAGUCUGUUCUUGCCUUCUGUUUUCUGACGUUUGAGCUCUUGGAGCUUUCAUGUAUCCCUCUAGGGAAAGUUUGUUUAGUAUGAUUGGAAGCUAUGGAGAUAAUCAUAAUAUAUAGUAGCAUUGUUCCUUCAAA